Molecule: messenger RNA, 237 nt
Organism: Iphiclides podalirius (scarce swallowtail)
Lineage: Eukaryota; Metazoa; Arthropoda; Insecta; Lepidoptera; Papilionidae
Source: the annotation of a GenBank genome assembly
AUGCAAUCUUCCGUGAACCACGGCGCCACUGGACUCUGGGCGUAUCUAGUCUCUAUGUCGGACGAACAACCCCACACGUAUCUUUGGUGCGUCUCACUAACAAGCGACAAGCCUCUAGGGGAGACUCCCUGGGUCCCCGGUCUUGUACCUGGCCUUCGUCAUAUUCGUGCCGAGGUUGGUGGACCGCGUGGCUUCGGGACGGGGCCCUACCUGGCGGGGCCCUACCUGCCGGGACCC